Molecule: messenger RNA, 717 nt
Organism: Brassica oleracea var. oleracea
Lineage: Eukaryota; Viridiplantae; Streptophyta; Magnoliopsida; Brassicales; Brassicaceae
Product: F-box protein At2g35280-like
Exons: 1
Coding region: 241-717 (158 amino acids)
Source: RefSeq, a predicted model, not a curated record
GAGCCAUUGACACACAUGUAACGCAAUUACAUAAAUGUUGAAAAUCCAGAGGAAAAAAUUAAACCGUCCAAUUAUGGGUUACAAUAAAUAUACGAAAACAAUUGCAAAACGUAUCAAUCCACUUUCUCUAAGGAAAACAAACACGAAGCACCAUCAUCGGCCCUAUAUAAACAAAGAGAAGCAACGAAAAAACUAAAAAAUAACAUCAAAAGCAAAAAUACACAAACAGAGGAUUUUUUCAUGAGUUCCAUCAAUCCGAAACAAAGUAUCAUGCAGACCCUUGAGGCCAUGCCUGAAGACAUGCGUCUUCUAAUAGUUUCGAAAGUAGGCCAAAACUCCCCCGUCGACUACUUCAAUACGGUUUUGACAUGCAGAAGCCUAAGCUUCCGUCCAGACAACCCCUCUGUUGCCAAAGAUCUCAACCUCUCGCCUUUUGUUAAGAAGCCAGUCCUAUCCAAUCAGUACGAAUCAUUAAUGGACGCCUACCUUAAAGCAGACAAUAUUGAUGCUCACUUUGUAAAAGGUAUGAUUCAAUUCUUCCAAUCUCAAAAUCAAGUCCUAGGUCUACAUCACAUCCACAUAGCAUCAAAGAGUGGUCACCUACAAGGAAGAUACAUUUUUGGUGUUCUCCUCAUGGCCAUCGGCGAGACAGACAAAGGAAUCAAAAUCAUCAACGACCUCACGGAAGAGAAAGGUAUUUCGUUGGUUGAGGAUUGA